This is a messenger RNA of Saprolegnia diclina VS20, 345 nucleotides long. RefSeq lists its product as hypothetical. The coding region runs from base 1 to 345 and encodes 114 amino acids. The record is from RefSeq and is a predicted model, not a curated record. NCBI's taxonomy places the organism in Eukaryota, Oomycota, Saprolegniomycetes, Saprolegniales, Saprolegniaceae. Gene Ontology annotation, cellular component: nucleus; cytosol. The transcript is spliced from 5 exons. Gene Ontology annotation, molecular function: DNA binding.
AUGCAGGCGGGAGGAAAGUCCAUGGAGCAGAUGCAAGCGGAGCAGAUGCGCAAGCAGGAGAACGAAGAGAUGAAGAAGCAGAUUCUCACGAGCCUCAUGACGCCCGCGGCCAAGGAGCGCCUGAACCGCAUUGCUAUCGUCAAGCCCGAGAAGGCGCACGCGCUGGAAGAUUUGAUCAUCCAAAUGGCGCAGCGCGGCCAGCUGCCGGGCCAAAUUGACGAGCCCAAGUUCAUUGAGCUCUUGAACCGCACGGGUGCUGCGGAAGAGCAGCAGCGCACCAAAGUCACGAUGAAGAGAAGGACGUAUUUCUCGGACGAAGAAGACGAUGACGACGACGACUUUUAA